AUGACGACAAUGCGACAACAUGGCGUGACAGCAGCACGCCCCAACUCGCUCUUUGCGCUUCGAUCAGGCUUCGUCGGCCUCGCGCGAAUUCUCUCCUUGACACUCUCAACAGCCUAUGCUGCGCCGAUAGCCAGCCUGGGACAUGGCGGCGGUGGCAAUGACGAGCCAGACGCUGGAGGCGCAAGCCUGGGUAUGCUCUAUUUGGCUUCUGCGAUCCUCGUCUUGUCCGGCGGCGCAUUUGCUGGUUUGACUAUUGCUUUGAUGGGGCAGGAUAGCAUCUACCUCCAAGUGAUGGCCGGCGAUGCCACCGAACCUCAGCAAAAGAAUGCCAAACGGGUCUACCACCUUCUCGAAAAGGGAAAGCACUGGGUCUUGGUCACACUGCUCUUGGCCAACGUUAUCGUGAACGAGACCCUUCCCGUCGUACUCGACCGAUGUCUCGGAGGCGGCAUUGCUGCCGUCAUCGGCUCGACCGUUCUCAUUGUGAUCUUUGGUGAGGUUGUUCCUCAGUCUGUCUGUGUUCGCUAUGGCCUCCAGAUUGGAGGUUACAUGUCCAAACCCGUCCUUGCGAUGAUGUACCUUACCGCCCCCAUCUCCUGGCCGAUCGCCAUCCUUCUCGACAAGAUCCUCGGAAAGGAUCAUGGCACCGUAUACAAGAAGAGUGGGUUGAAGACCCUGGUGACCCUGCACAAGAAUCUGGGCGAUAUGUCUCAGCGUUUGAACCAGGACGAGGUCACCAUCAUCAGCGCCGUGUUGGAUCUGAAGGAGAAGCCAGUGGCCAAUGUCAUGACCCCCAUGGCGGACGUUUUUGUCAUGGCAGAGGACACUGUUUUGGAUGAGAAGACCAUGGACAUGAUUCUUUCGGCAGGCUACUCGCGCAUUCCCAUCCACGAAACUGGGAACCCUACCAAUUUCGUCGGUAUGCUUUUGGUCAAGAUUCUGAUCACCUACGACCCCGAGGAUGCCAAGCUUGUCAAGGAUUUCCCACUCGCUACCCUGCCCGAGACCCGGCCCGAGACCAGCUGUUUGGAUAUUGUCAACUUCUUCCAGGAAGGCAAGUCCCACAUGGUUCUCGUUUCGGAAUACCCUGGUGAGGACCACGGCGCAUUGGGUGUCGUUACCCUUGAAGACGUUAUUGAGGAACUCAUUGGAGAGGAAAUCAUCGACGAGUCCGAUGUGUACAUUGACGUGCACAAGGCCAUUCGUCGUCUUCAGCCUGCUCCCAAGGCGCGCGUCCAACGUCGCCAGUCUGAAGACCAAGCAGGCCGCUUUGCGGAACAUAAUGGACUCGUAGAUCACGGCGGCGACUUGAUUCAGUUUGACACUACUGGCACAACAUCUUUCGACUCACCCGCGCUGUCUAGCAGCCCAAAGCUCGCCACUCUCAUGAUGCGCAGAAGUUCAGCUGGCAGAGAAGGGCACCACAUGACAGUUCCUGUUCGGGCCAACUUUGAAGACAUCAGACAACAUCUGAAGCAUCUUGGCCCCUCCAAUCCUGCUACAAACCCCAGAGACACAAAGUCCACCACGGUCAAGAUCAAGCCUGGCACCGGUCUGUUACACACGGCCGGCCGUUCUUCUUCUGUCGCCGAGGGUGCGAUUGAAGAGUCGCCGCUGGAACAUGUGCGUGAGCAUGCCGAGGAGGAGGAAGGAGACGAGACGACGAGUCUGCUGAACCCCCAAGUUACUGGCAAGGACGGCAUUCAGGCUCUGCAGCAAACCUACGGUGCCACCAGCCCCGUAACCGUGCAGCUCGCUUCGCCCAUCAACGGUGUACCUACUCUUACGCUCGAAACACCAGAUCAAGCCGACAAGUCCAGUAUGCAAAACACAAAGCAGAGUCCAACAGAAUCCACCUCUGCUGGCCAUCGGUCCGUCUCUAGCGGGGAUAGUACCCACAGCGCACGGAACGAUGUUGGCAACCUGAUUCCCGCCAAGCCCUACGUCCGCAGCGGAAGCAUCACGGAGAACAUCGUUGAGUCUAGAGGAGUUAGGAAGGUGGUUCUUGAAACUACUAGUUCCAAUGACGAGGAUGAGUUUGCCGUGAUUGGUACUUCUCCGGAGCAGCCCAAGAGCAGGAGUACGUUUGGGUUAUUUGGGAGGACGGAUGCCGCCAUUAAGAAUGAGGGUGCUGGGGAGGAGGAAGAGGAGGAGGAGGAGGAGCUUUUGUCACCAGAGACUGGAGAGGAAGGGACGAGCAAGGGGGCCGAUGUUGCUAAGGGGAACGGUGCUCUAGGGACGGCGGCGGGUGGGCCAAGUAGUGGUGGGGGAGGGGCGAAGAAGAAGAACAGACGCAAGAAGCGCAAGGGCGGCAAGUCGUAGGUUGACGGGCUGGUCGAGUACUUUUCUGUGUACUAGUAGUGUUCAAUGGGGAAGCGGAGGAGGAUUCUUGAGGUAUGUGUUAAUGGAAUAGGUGGGAAUGAAAUUAGCAUAU
This is a messenger RNA of Podospora pseudocomata, 2434 nucleotides long. It is a transcript of the gene MAM3, whose product is annotated as cell agglutination protein Mam3. The record is from RefSeq and is a predicted model, not a curated record. The transcript has 3 exons. Gene Ontology annotation, biological process: magnesium ion homeostasis. NCBI's taxonomy places the organism in Eukaryota, Fungi, Ascomycota, Sordariomycetes, Sordariales, Podosporaceae. The coding region runs from base 1 to 2322 and encodes 773 amino acids.